Messenger RNA from Eremomyces bilateralis CBS 781.70, 4739 nucleotides. RefSeq names its product P-loop containing nucleoside triphosphate hydrolase protein. The transcript has 3 exons. Lineage: Eukaryota; Fungi; Ascomycota; Dothideomycetes; Eremomycetales; Eremomycetaceae. Gene Ontology annotation, cellular component: membrane. Gene Ontology annotation, biological process: transmembrane transport. Bases 366 to 4739 code for a protein of 1457 amino acids. The record is from RefSeq and is a predicted model, not a curated record. Gene Ontology annotation, molecular function: ATP hydrolysis activity; ABC-type transporter activity; ATP binding.
CAGGCACCAACUCAAUUCACCUUCAAGAUCGCUCAGAUCCCGCGUAUGCGAUUAGGAGGUUUUUCAUCGAACCUAUCAUGUUGAUUCUUUGUGUCGGAGAUCCGUCUUAUCUGACGAGUGAUGACUCCGACGUGCCGCAACUAGCUAGGUAUUAUUGCAGAACGCGGAGCUGGAUUGCGUAUACUCAUCGGCUGGCGCGUCCUUGCAAAUUCUAGAGCUCGCUAACCUUCGUACAUAACCAGAGGUGUUCGGCUAAUUAAGUGGCAUCAGUUUUAUCAUGGUGGAAAUGUCUAUGGUGCAAUUUCGAUAGUUCUAUCGAAUUCUUGUUUAUCAUCCUUGGUUCAUACGUUAUCAGUCUGGUAAUCAUGGCACGGGUGUGUCCAACGGAUAGCACGUUUGGCCCGACAGUCGGUGAUCAUUGUCGUGGCUCCUUCGACUUCACCUUGCUCUUCGAAGACAGCAUCUUCGCGCUUCUCCCACAAUGUUUCUUUCUCCUCCUUGCACCGAUACGUUACAGUACUCUCCGGCUGCGUCGAGAAAGACUUACGAAGCACUCCCGCCUUGGAACUCUCAAAGUCGUCGCUACCUUCAUCUACGCGGCGUCAAGCACGGCGCUGCUUGUGCUUUGGAGCGAAGCAAGGUUCCGAACCCGAGAAACAGUUGCGGCGGCGGUGUUUGAGCUCCUGGGAUCUUUGACUGUGAUUGCGCUGUCACGGUUAGAACAUACGCGAGCCGUGCGACCUAGCCAUUUAUUGCAGUUAUUCUUGCUAGUUCUGUUGGCCACCGAUGCAGUUAGGCUUCGAACGCUGUUCUUGAUGAAAUACGAAUCGUCGUUAGUGUCGGUUGCUUCUGUCCAUACCUUCUUGACGGCCAUGCUGCUCCUUCUAGAGUCUCUAGACAAGUCGGAGCUCCUGUCUGACACUUUUACGAGGCUCUCUCCUGAGGAUACUAUAGGCUUGUUUGCUCAGAAGCUGUUUUGGCACUUGAACGGCCUCUUUCGCGCUGGAUAUCGACAGAUCCUCGAGCCCGAUGAUCUGUUUUCGCUGGAUGGGGACUUGACUGCCGAGAGUCUCCAAGUCUCGUUCCGAGAAUCAUGGGCCAAAACGAGAAACAAGGAGAAGCGGCUGUCUCUGCUAUGGACGAUUGUCAAAGUCAUCCCUGCGGAUAUCGUCAUUCCCGUCAUACCUAUGCUCCUGCAGAUAGGGAUGACGAUAUCGCAGACGUUCUUGAUCCCGGCUAUCACAAAAUACGUACAAACUCCCGACAGCGAAACGACAAGAAAUACCGGUUAUGGACUCCUCGCUGCUUUUUCGUUGGAUUAUAUGUUCCUUGCGAUCUUCUCCGCCUGGCAUUUGCAAGCGCUGGCACGAUUCAAGGCAAAAAUAAGAGGAGGACUCAUUUCGCUGCUAUACGGCAAGACGCUAGAAAUUUCACCCAAAGACGUCAACAUGGGCUCAGCGACAAUUCUUAUGAAUGUGGAUGUCGAAAAGGUUGUUGAAGGGCUCCCAAGAUUCCACGAAUUCUGGUCAGCCGCUGUACAGAGUGGAAUUGCGUCCUAUAUUCUCUACCAUCAGCUUGGAAUUGCCUUCCUGGGAGCGUUGGUCUCCAUCUUCUCAGCGGCUUUCAUUUGUUCAAUUCUGGGAAGUAGAAUUCGACCACGUCAACUCAACUACGUGGGGAUGACCGAGAAAAGAGUGAAAUCCGUCUCAGAUAUGGUGGCUUCGGUAAAAGGAAUCCGAAUGCUGGGCCUGACCAGCGUCUUCGAGAAUAGGUUGACCGACCUGCGGGAGACCGAAGUCAAAAAGUCGAACUAUUCAUUCCAUCUACUUUCCAUUAUCAUCGCCAUUGCAAACUUCAUCUUUCCGUUGGCGGCUCUCGCUACUUAUGCCCUAUUUGCAGGAAUAGACAUGUCGAAAGGUUCUAUACUCGACUUUUCUCGGCUCUUUUCCUCUCUAUCAGCCUUGAAGCUUAUCACAACCCCUCUCCUACCUGCUCUACAGAGCAUAGCUACUUUCCAGAAUGCGUUUUCUUCUUUGGAGCGGAUCCAUAGGUAUCUCGUUUCUGAGAAUCAUGGCAAAACCAGCGAAAACCACAACAUCCAGGGACUUGAUGGACGCUCUAGUUAUUGCCUACAGGCCAUGCCACAUUAUUCCGAUACAGUGGCGAUAUGCCUUCGAAACGCGACGAUCGGCAUUGACACGGACAAGCCGAUUAUCCGAAAUGCCAAUCUCGAAAUCCCGUCUCAUGCGUUAACCAUCAUCAUUGGCCAGGUCGCUAGUGGGAAAUCGGUUUUUCUACGAUGUUUGGCACGGGAAAUAGAACUUUUGGAUGGGACAAUGAGCCGCAGCCAGGAUUCAGUGGCAUUUUGUUCCCAAACUCCUUGGCUGCGAAAUCAAACAUUACGAGAAAAUAUCAUUGGCGAGAGUGACUUCUCCUCCACCUGGUACAACCAAGUUGUAUAUGCUUGCGGCUUGCAAGAAGACUUCGUGGACAUGUCUCAGGGGGACCUGACCGUUGUCGGUUCAAAAGGGAUCGCACUUAGCGGCGGACAGAAGAACCGCAUGUCUUUGGCACGAGCGGUCUAUUCAAGACAAGCGGUACUUAUUAUUGAUGACGUACUAUCCGGUUUAGACUCAACGACAGAGAGACUUGUGUUCCAUCGAGUGUUCGGGAAACAGGGACUUCUUCGGAAAUCAAACUCGACAGUCGUACUCGCAACGCAUUCCUUGAAAUGGGUUCAAGAGGCGGACUUAUUAGUUAUACUCCAGUCGGGAAAUAUCGUCGAAUCGGAUACACCAGAGAGGCUGAUCGAGAGUUCGGAGCUUUUCAAGGAUCUGAUCAAUGACCAAUCAUCAGAGACUUCUUCAGAUAAUGGUGUGGAUGAAAAUGAAGAUCAAACGCCAGUGAGCUUGGUUAAGGCUACUCCGGCAAAGAAUUCUCCUUUGGAUGACUACGUAAUUGACGACGAUCGGAGGUCCGGGGACAAAGCUGCGUUCAAAUAUUACCUCUCUGCUAUUGGAUUAAAGCAUUGUAUCAUCUUCUUCUCGGUCAUGGUGCUGGAAAGUGGGAUGACCUUCUCUCAAUUUCUAUGGCUAAAGCUUUGGGCUUCUUUUAAUGACCAAAGCCUGGAAGUGAUGUAUCGACACCUCACCAUAUUCAUCGUGAUAUCCGUGCUGGCCAUUGCCUUUAUCAGUAUAUGGAUAGCCCACUUCUCAUUCGGCAUCAUACCUUCGGCUAGUCGAGUGCUACAUGCACGCCAACUGAAAGCACUGCUCUACGCAUCAUUUCCCUUCAUAGUCUCCACCGACAUUGGCAACAUCACCAACCGGUUCUCACAAGACAUCGCACUGGUUGACAGAAAUCUUCCGUAUGCCUUCAUUAACACCACCGGAGAGAUUCUCAAUUGCGCUCUUUAUUUCGGACUGGUCGUUGUUGCGACCCCUCCAAUCGCGGCGCUGGUGCCAUUCCUGCUCGGAAUCUCUUGGGUUAUCCAGCGAGUUUACCUACGGACGAGCCGGCAAAUGCGGCUCAUGGACUUGGAAGCGAAAGCACCGCUGUGCACCCAUUUCUUGGAGACGCUGGCUGGGAUUAGCACGGUGCGAGCGUUCGGGUGGUCGGAAUCAUAUGAUCGGCAGAACAUGGAGUUGCUAAACCUGUCGCAGCGUCCAUUCUAUCUGUUGGCAGCCAUUCAGAAUUGGCUUCAUCUGGUUCUUCAAUUGAUGGUUGCAGGCAUCGUCAUCGUAACAGUCGGCUUGGCCAUCCCAUUGAAGAAUAAGCUUGAUGCUGGAUUCCUCGGCCUGGCUCUUGUCGGAACGAUGGAUUUGGGGAUAAUGAUUAAAGUCUUGGUGACGAGUUGGACGGACCUGGAGACGUCACUCAGUGCAAUUACUCGCAUCCGGAAGUUUGCGACGAACACUCCACAGGAGAACUCAUUUGGUCCCCAAAGCAUCCCAGUGCCUACAUCGCCCUCAAAGGUUCCAUUAGAGACGAUUGAGGGGCAUGGAAACCCGAUCAUGUCUGGCUGCAUCAACUUCCAAGAUUUCGCCGCUGGCUACUCUCUCACUCCUCACACCCCGUCUGUCCUACAGUCUAUCAACCUCACUAUCAACUCUGGCGAGCGCAUUGCCGUGGUUGGCCGAACCGGCUCCGGAAAAUCCAGUCUCGUCGCGAGCAUAUUCGGACUUCUCAACAUUCGAACCGGGUCAAUUUCCAUUGACGGGCUGAACCUCGGUGCCGCUAGCGGUCUGUCCUGGACCCAAGUCCGCGAGUCCGUCGUUGCGCUGCCCCAAGAGCCCGUUUUCAUCGGCGAAUCGGUGCUGGCUCAUGUUGAUCUCCUGGGGACACUUCGGGAUAUUGCAGGCUACUCGAGCGCAGUGUCAUUGUUAGACCUCUCCAUGGAUACCGUGGAGGCAGUCCUCUCUCACGGGCAGCGCGCUCUACUCGCGCUGGCCAGGGCGCUUGUCCAGGCUCGGCUGCGCAACGCCAAGAUCAUGGUUCUCGAUGAGGCGACCUCGUCGGUCGAUGCGGAGACGGAGAAGCGCAUGCUCACGGUGUGUGAUGAGGAGCUGUUCAGGCACCGUCCCACGGUGAUCGCGAUCGCUCAUCGACUGGAAACCGUGAUGAAGUUUGAUAGGAUUGUGGUCAUGGAUGCGGGGAAGAUUGUGGAGGUCGGCUCCCCGGGAGAGUUAAUGCGGAAAGAUGGUGGACGGUUCCGGGGACUUGUUGAGACGGAGAAUUGA